This is a messenger RNA of Gossypium arboreum, 1878 nucleotides long. RefSeq names its product putative disease resistance RPP13-like protein 1. The record is from RefSeq and is a predicted model, not a curated record. The transcript is spliced from 6 exons. Lineage: Eukaryota; Viridiplantae; Streptophyta; Magnoliopsida; Malvales; Malvaceae. Bases 1 to 1878 code for a protein of 625 amino acids.
AUGCAUGACCUUAUCAAUGACUUAGCUCAAGUAGUUGCAAAAGAAAUAUGCUCAAAAUUAGAGGGUGAUAGGCAACAGAAGUUCUCAAAUCGCACUCGACAUUCUUCUUAUAUUGCUGGAGAAUAUGACACAGUGAAGAAGUUCGAAGCAUUUGAUCAAGUGAAAUCAUUACGUACUUUUCUACCUUUACUGUGGUCACGUGAUUGUAAGCUUUGUUUAACUAAUGUUGUUUUGGUUGAUUUGUUGCCAAAACUUGGCUACUUAAGGGUGCUUUCUUUGAGUGGGUGUUCCAAGCUUCGAAGUUUACCUUCAAAGAUGGAAAAUCUUGUCAACUUGCAUUAUCUUGAUAUAAGAGGUGCGGACUCAAUAGGAAGGAUGCCUUUUGGAAUUAGUAAGCUCACCAAUCUUCAAAGGUUAUCUGAUUUUAUCAUAGGAGAAGGUGAUGGUUGUCAUAUUAGAGAUUUGAAAUAUUUGUCAAACCUCAAAGGUGAUUUCCGUCUUUCUGGGUUGGAGAAUGUUAAUGGUAAAGAUGCAGGGGAAACCAAGUUAAAUGAGAAGCAGGGGAUUGAUCGAUUGCUUGAGCAACUCGUCAUUCAGAAUUAUGGUGGUGCAAAAUUCUCUACUUGGAUUGCAGAUCCUUCCUUCAAGAAUAUGUUGUCAUUGGAGCUUCACGACUGUAAAAAUUGCAAAUCUCUACCACCAAUUGGAAGGUUGUUGUUAAAAGAUCUUUCAAUCAGUGGCUUGGAUCAAGUACAUAAGAUUGGUGCUGAGUUGUUUGGAGAAAAUCAAUCAAAUGGUUUUGCAUCAUUAGAGUCUCUGUGUUUUGGCAAUAUGCUAAAUUGGGAGGAGUGGGACCUAUGUGAAGAUGAUGAGCAAGUAUCGAAAUUCCCCAGCCUUCGUUUUCUUUCAAUCAGUGGAUGUCCUCUAUUGUUGGGAAGGUUGCCAACCAUCCUUCAAUCCUUGCAGGAACUUGAAAUCUAUGAGUGUAAGAGACUGUUUAAUAUUUCAGCAGAGAGGAUAAUGUUGAGAUUUGCAAACUUUGAAACCUUCAACAUCUAUGGUUGGAAGGAGUUGGGAUCUUUAUCGCAAAUUGGGUUAAGAUUAAUUGGGCAUCGUUUCAUCACGAUUAGGGAUUGUCCGCAAUUGGUCUCUUUGGAAACAGAGGAGGAGAUAUUGCAACUUGACAAGAUUCCAGAGAGUAACUUUCCUCCUGCUUUAAAAGAGCUGAGGAUUGUGAAUUGCGUGAAUUUGCAAUAUUUGGUUGAUGAAAAAGAAAAUAAUAAUAAGAAAAGUGGGUUGCCCACCACAAAUCUCAGAGUUUUCUCAAUUGAGGAAUGUGAAAAUUUUGGACUCCUUCCCAAGUGCAUCCACAACUUCACCUCCCUUCGAAAAUUAAAGGUGUGGAACUGUUCGGCUGACAUAUCCUUUCCAGUAGAGGGUUUCCCUACCAACCUCACAUCACUUGCAAUCUCAAACGCUUCCAAAAUUUAUACAUCACUUGUUCAAUGGGGAUUUAACAGACUCACCUCUCUUCAAGAACUGGCUAUCAGCGGUGAAGGAUGCUCAAGUGUCAUGUCGUUUCCAGAAGAAGGGAUAGGAAGAAUGCUGCCUCCUUCUCUCAGAUAUAUCUGCAUUCGGAAUUUUGAGAAUUUGGAAUACAUGUGCUCGAAGGGCUUUCAACACCUCACCUCUCUUCAACAAUUGCGAAUUUAUCGUUGUCCUAACCUCACAUCUCUUCCGGAAAAGGAUAUGCUUCUCUCGCUUGAGCAGCUACAUAUUUGCAAUUGCCCAUUGCUAGAAGAAGAACGAGAGAGGUCCAAGAUUGCCCAUAUACCUUUCGUUAGAAUUGGUUUCAAAACAGUCAUCGCGGGAAUUUGA